This is a messenger RNA of Striga hermonthica, 714 nucleotides long. NCBI's taxonomy places the organism in Eukaryota, Viridiplantae, Streptophyta, Magnoliopsida, Lamiales, Orobanchaceae. The record is from the annotation of a GenBank genome assembly.
AUGGUAAUGGGUGGUGAAUCAUAUUGGUUGAAGGGCACGGCGACGUGGUACGGUGAUGUGGGAGGUGACGGGAGCGACGGAGGGGCGUGCGGUUACGGGCCGUUGGUCCACGUGAGGCCAUAUCAUGGUCGUGUCUCUGCCGGAAACGCCGCCCUUUUCCAACAAGGUAUGGGCUGCGGAGCGUGCUUCAAAGUGAAGUGUUUGGACCCCAGCAUCUGCCGUAGAAGGGCCAUUAGUGUGAUCAUCACUGACGAGUGUCCUCCCGGGGGCGCCUGCUCCGACAAUCAGUACCAUUUCGACCUUUCCGGGCCCGCCUUUGGCCGCCUUGCCAUCCCCGGCAUGGCAGACAGCAUUCGCACACGUGGUGAAGUUCCCAUUGUCUUUUCCAGGACACUUUGCAAGUAUCCAGGGAAAAACAUUGCUUUCCAUGUUGAUGAAGGAUCAACUCCUUAUUGGCUCUCAAUUUUAGUUGAAUUUGAAAAUGGAGAGGGAGAUAUUGAAAGCAUGUCCAUAAAACAGGCGAAUUUUGGCAUAUGGCAACCGAUGAGACAUGUAUGGGGUGCGACUUGGUGCAUUGACCAAGGCCCAUUACAAGGCCCAUUCUCCAUAAAACUUACAAACGGCCCACCCAAUCAGACUACGAUAAUUGCCCCCAAUGUGAUUCCACGUGAUUGGGCUCCUCUGUCUACUUACACUGCUACUCACAAUUUCUAA